AUGGAGCGAACAUCAAUCAAUAUGCCGCCUCUGCUUAAAGGUGAAGGAUUUGAUGAUUGGAAAGGCAUGAUGCAAGCAUUCAUUUCCGCGCAAGACUCUAAGGCAUGGCAGUGUAUACUACAUGGAUGGACACCUCCCAAAGAUGAAGAAGCAUCUGAAGGAUCUGAAGAAGCAAAGGAAAAGAAAUUUGACAGAUGGACUGCUUCGGAACUUUCUUACAGUGAAGCUGAAAAUAAAGCAAAAAAUGCAUUAUUUAUUGUUUUAUCAGAAGAUGAUCGAGCACUGAUCAAGCAUUGUGCAAACUCAAAAGAAAUCUGGGACACUCUUGGACUCACCUAUGAAGGUAAUAAAAAGGUUAAACUUCAUAAGUUACAAUUAUUGUUACAUGAGUUUGAAAACUUACAGAUGAAGGAGGAUGAAACUAUUGAUCAAUUCUACAAGAGAGUGAUUUCAAUUACUAGCAGCAUAAGGAGCAUAAAUGAAAAAAAGGCAAUCUCUCAAGAUGAUAUUGUGAUGAAGAUCUUGAGAUCUUUACCGAAAAAAAUUGCAAUGAAAAAAGCAGCCAUUUCAGAAUCAAGAGAUCUCGAGACCUAUUCCUUGAAUGAGCUUAUUGGAAGUCUGAAAACUUAUGAAGCUGAGAUAAAUGAGGAUGACAAAAUAGAUCAAAGGAAGUCAAAAAAUCUAGCACUGAAAGCAACUAAGAAGAAAGAGAUAAGUGAUGAACUUUCCGAGUUAGGGUUAUUAACCAAAGAAUUUAAGAAAAUCGUAAAAUACAAAAAUAAUAAUCCUAGUACUUCCAAAGGAAAUUAUGAGAAUAAAAAGAACAGGUUUUCUGAAACUAGAAAAGACUUAAGAGAAAGUAGGACUAAUUUCAGGAGAAAUCCUAAUUUUAAACCUAAAUGUUAUGAAUGUGGUGGUCUAGGUCACAUUUCAGUUGACUGUGGUAACAUGAAAAACAGUGGUGAAAAUAAGAGGGCUUUAACUGCUUCAUGGAGUGAUGUUGAAAGUGAAGAUGAGGAGUAUUCCCCUAAGUCCAUAAAGAAGAAUCUGGCUCUUGUAGCCUCCCUGAGUUUUGAUCAGUCUGAGUCAGAUUCUGACUCUGAAUCAGAAGUUCUUGGCAAUUUUGAGGUAAACAGUGAUGAUGAUUAUUCUGACAUAAAUGAAAGAUAUACAAAACUAUGUGACAUUGUAGAAACAGUGCAUACCAGAAACAUUGAUCUUGAACUACAAGUAUCUUCCCUUCAAAGAACAGUAGAUGAACAGGAACUAGCGAGUCAUGAACAACAAAGUUAG
Messenger RNA from Argentina anserina (silverweed cinquefoil), 1293 nucleotides. RefSeq lists its product as uncharacterized. NCBI's taxonomy places the organism in Eukaryota, Viridiplantae, Streptophyta, Magnoliopsida, Rosales, Rosaceae. The record is from RefSeq and is a predicted model, not a curated record. Bases 1 to 1293 code for a protein of 430 amino acids. The transcript has a single exon. Gene Ontology annotation, molecular function: zinc ion binding; nucleic acid binding.